Messenger RNA from Rhizophagus irregularis DAOM 181602=DAOM 197198, 699 nucleotides. RefSeq lists its product as uncharacterized. The record is from RefSeq and is a predicted model, not a curated record. Lineage: Eukaryota; Fungi; Glomeromycota; Glomeromycetes; Glomerales; Glomeraceae.
CCUCAACCCCCUUUAUUUCAGCUUAUCAAACUUCCUUCCUUAUUUUAUACACUCGCUUUCCUUAAAAUCCAACAAUAGCGUAUUUUUUAUAAAAAAUAAUAUUUAUAAUUUAAAUAAGUUUAAAUAACCAUAAUGCACCGUUUUCGAAAAAAGCAAGAUUUGAAAAAACUAGAACAUAAUAAUAACAACUCCCUCACUACUAAAGAAAGUCAAAUCUCGACUAGUACAACUAUUGUUACUGGUGAACUGCCUACACUGCCUACACUUCCUCCCUCAGACUUUCGUACUUCACUCAUCCUUCCCACUUUGACAAAACGUUUCAGUGUAUUACGUAGAGGAGAAAAAACAAAUAAUCAUAAUGAUACGUCAAAAAUUACUUCUAUCACGCAAGAAUCUCCUGAUAUUCGAACUAUUCUUUCACAUUCUCAAAUUAAUAAUGAGAAAUUCGAUAAUAAUAUCACUACCAUUAAUGAAGUAUCAAAAAUGAAAGGACGAUCACCGUUAAGCAGUUUGGUUGAAAUACCAAAUGAGGAAAAAUCAAUGUCAGGAAAUUCAUCAUCUACAAUAUCAUCAAUUACUCCACCAACGUCCGUAAAUACUUCGGUAUCAACUUUAUCAAUAAGUAAUAAUUACAUUAAUAUUGAUAAGGAUAAUAAUAAUAAUAAUAAUGAUAACAAUAAUGAUCUUCAUUAUCAUCAU